Molecule: messenger RNA, 449 nt
Organism: Nyctereutes procyonoides (raccoon dog)
Lineage: Eukaryota; Metazoa; Chordata; Mammalia; Carnivora; Canidae
Product: solute carrier family 2, facilitated glucose transporter member 3-like
Exons: 2
Coding region: 110-394 (94 amino acids)
Biological process (GO): monosaccharide transmembrane transport
Cellular component (GO): membrane
Molecular function (GO): hexose transmembrane transporter activity
Source: RefSeq, a predicted model, not a curated record
UUGUAUCGGGGCUAUCUUGGUCUUCGUAGCCUUCUUUGAAAUUGGCCCAGGCCCCAUCCCCUGGUUUAUUGUGGCCGAACUCUUCAGCCAAGGACCCCGCCCAGCUGCAAUGGCAGUGGCUGGUUGUUCCAACUGGACCUCCAAUUUUCUGGUUGGGCUGCUCUUUCCUUCUGCUGCAUUCUACUUAGGAGCCUAUGUAUUUAUCAUUUUCAAUGGCUUCCUCAUCGUCUUCUUGGUCUUCACCUUCUUCAAAGUCCCUGAGGCCCGUGGCAGGACUUUUGAGGAAGUCACCCGAGCCUUCGAAGGGCAGGCGCAGGAUGCCAACAGAGCGGAGAAGGGCCCCAUUGUGGAGAUGAACAGCAUGCAGCCAGUGAAGGAGACCGCCACUGUCUAAGCCAUGCCUCCUUCCCGCCUCCCUCCCAACAUGGAAAAACCACCUCUCCCGGAUG